Molecule: messenger RNA, 2233 nt
Organism: Daldinia caldariorum
Lineage: Eukaryota; Fungi; Ascomycota; Sordariomycetes; Xylariales; Hypoxylaceae
Exons: 1
Coding region: 314-2011 (565 amino acids)
Biological process (GO): SCF-dependent proteasomal ubiquitin-dependent protein catabolic process
Cellular component (GO): SCF ubiquitin ligase complex
Molecular function (GO): protein binding
Source: RefSeq, a predicted model, not a curated record
CUUAGAUAAUGCAUCCCACAGCUCUGACCCGUCACGCCGGAGCACCAGAGCGGAGCAUCUUAUUGUGUACAACUUUUGACUUCACCCGACGAUCCACGAAUCACCGUAAAGUCCUCAUCCUCAUUAGAUACAUACACAAGAUAUAUAAACCCUUCCUUAAUGUACACACAAUACACAAUACGCAAUACACAACAAUACAUACGAUACACCGAAUUUCACCCCUAAUUACCAUUCUUUUAUUUUUAAACUAACUAAACACUGUACAAUACAUUAAAUUCAUAUCCAUAGAACUGUGACCAUAAGUCUGCCCAGGAUGGACCAACCGAAUCAGCAAAUACAAUCUGAGCUAGAGAGCUUUAGAGAACAGUGGCGGGCCGAAGUCUCGGCUAGAUCAAGAAACGCUGCUAGCUCUCAUCAUCAUCAGCAGCAGCAGCAGCAACAGCAACAGCAACAGCAACAGCAACAGCAACAGCAGAGGACAACCUCAACUCAAGGGGGAUCCUCUUCCACUACUUCCACUAUAACUACUAAUAGACCUCCUCCGAGGAGAAAUGAAUUUACGCAUAGAAAGUCAGCUUCAAAGAAUAGCCAUCAACUAGAAGAUGAGGAAGAAUACUAUCAGGCCCAGCACUUUGAUGAGCUAGAUAGUAGUAAAUCCCUAACAGGGCAGAAGCCCGGCCGUCACGAUGGUGACUCUACUAAGGAUAGAGACCAAGAACCCCAGACCGCAUUAGACUUCUACGAGAAAGCUGUCGAGAGAGAAGCCAGCGGCAAACUGGGAGAUAGUCUGCAGCUCUAUCGAAAGGCCUUCCGCAUGGAUGACAAUGUCGAUCAGUCGUAUCGUAACAAGCACUUCCCCGGCCGCUGGUCAAAGCCAGGCCAGAUCAAUCCGUCUAACGCGUCCGUGGCCGUCCCUAACACCGCCCAUCACUCCCUAGAUGGUGGAGCACCUGCAUUAUCCCUGCCAGACCUUAUCACCAGCUUUUCCAGCCUCAAAAUUGAGGGAGCACCACCAGAAUGCGAGGGCGUGGCAGCACCUCCGUGUCCUAUUUCUGAGUUACCUGACGAGAUCCUCGUCCAUAUUCUACGAGACGUCGCCAUCGCCGAUGUGGGUGAUUUCGUACGCCUGGCUCGGGUCUGUAAGCGGUUGGCUUAUUUAGUAGCCACCGAAGACCAAAUCUGGAGGCGGGUUUGUCUAGGCUCCGAAUUUGGCUUCGGAGGGAUGCACUACCACUGGCAAAAAGGCAUUAGCUGGGAGCCCUUGGAUGUAGCACAGGAGCUCGCCGAUUCCGACGACAUUUUCACUCUAGAGGAAUUAGCCCGUCAGCGACAAGAGGAGAGCCGAGCAACUACCAAUCUGUUACUUCGUGGACUCUAUGCAUCAUCCUGGCUGACAAUGUUCCGACGACGCCCAAGAGUGCGGUUUAACGGGUGCUAUAUCAGCACAGUUAACUAUAUCCGCCCUGGGCAAGCAUCGGCACAUCAGGUCACAUGGAAUAGCCCUGUCCACAUCGUGACUUACUACCGAUAUUUACGGCUUUUCCGUGACGGUACCGCCAUCAGCCUGCUGACUACUGAUGAGCCCACCCACGUUGUACACCACUUGACACGUGAUAACGUGACUUUGCAUCGCGGCGGCUCUGGGCCUCAUUAUCUACCCUCCGCUGUCAUGAGGGCAGCGCUGAAAGGGCGUUGGCGCUUGUCUUCGGCGGCAGAUAAAAAAGACGAUGAAAACACCAGCAGCGUCGGUAAUGUAGGGGUGAGCCUAGUUGAUAGAGAAGGUGAUCUGUACGUCGAGACAGAGGGCGUAGGGAAGUAUAUGUACCGUAUGGAAUUGACAUUCUGGGGUACGGGCAAGACGUCUAAUGUACACAAAAAUAAUAAUAACCGACUUACGUGGAAGGGCUUCUGGAGCUACAAUAGGCAGACAGAUGACUGGGCUGAGUUCCCGCUUAAAAACGGCAAGCCUUUCUUCUUCAGCCGAGUAAGGAGUUAUGGGACGGGUGAAUAGGGGUUAAGGGUUAGGUACCUAGGUAGAUGUUUACUUAUGAGCAUCAAAAUUCUAUACGCUUCAGCUUUAGGGUUUGUUUGGCCUUUUUGUCGUAUAGUAGAGGUAUAAAUGACCCUGGCGUUGAUAUGGGUUAAAUAGGGGUGUUGAAUUAUAGAGCAUUCGCAUGUAGCAUAGGAGGUAGACGAUUAUCAGAGUGUGUAUGCUGAACGAGCUGGUUCAUUC